Molecule: messenger RNA, 4486 nt
Organism: Phytophthora nicotianae INRA-310
Lineage: Eukaryota; Oomycota; Peronosporomycetes; Peronosporales; Peronosporaceae
Exons: 1
Coding region: 105-4328 (1407 amino acids)
Molecular function (GO): calcium ion binding
Source: RefSeq, a predicted model, not a curated record
CUCGUCGUCCUGCGACCUCACUGAAAUCAGAUUGGGAAGAACACUUGCAGCGAGAAGGACGCCUGUACAUCCGUGUCCACAGUUUGAACAAGCACUUCCGAGCCAUGAAGCCGACGUCUACAGUCGCGCAACCUGCUAAAAAUCUCAAGAAAAGCGCGGAAAACGCCCCUAAACGUGCGUGGUGGUGGACCGACACCGCCGUGGACAGUAACCCGAUACGCGCAAUGGCGUGUAGCGAGACGGAGCUACUUAAUGCCGCCGUUCUGUGCGCGGCCUUGGCUGCGACUGAGUCGGAGCCUUCCGAUACCGACAAACAGGCCAAUGAUCGCGCAGCUCACGAGCUGGAGAUGCACGUCCGCAAGUCACCGUUGCCGCACAGUCUGCAGCUGCCAGUGUUGAUGUUCACACGCGACUUCGUCCUCAUGCAGUCCGAUCUGGUGAUGAUCUGUGCUGUGCGAGCCACAAAGCCUGCAGAUAUCUUGCAGACGGUAGUAGGAUCGGCCGUGCCGCUCUCGCAGCCAUACGUGCAUAGAUUUGGGGGCGCAAGGAUCCAUGCGCCCUUUUGGACAAGAACGCAGCGACUGGACUUGCAUGAGGUUCACCAUCAGGCACGACAAGCCAAGAAGAUGCUGCUUUUGUGCGGCCACUCCAUUGGCGGCAGCAUCGCACAACUGGCAUUCUGUGAACUGGUGUAUCAACACUUGCCUACGAAGACGCGGCUGUUCCUGGAAAAGCGCGACUAUGAUCAGCAAAAACAAGAGGAGAAGAAAGAAAGUAGUACCACAAGUGAUGGGUUGGACUUUGGAUUGAUGGUUCAAGGUAUGACUGAGGAAGAGCGAACGGCGAUUCUUCGUAGUACGCCACAUAUGCUGGCGAUUGGAUUUGGAGCUCCGUACAUUGGAUCCGCUGGCCUGUCGUCGUUUUUGGAGCCACUACAGCUCAACAAGCGUGUGAUCACGUUCGUCAACGAGUUUGAUUGCAUUCCGAGCAUUCUCAACGUAGCGCAGUCAGCAGCAAUGGUGGCAAAGACAACCGAGCGCUUGGUUACGAUCACGAAAGCAACGAAAACGCUGGUGAACUUGCUGCCUAUUCAAAUGCAGCAGCGCUUUGUCGAUUUGGCUGCAACAGCGAAUACUGGCGCUGUUCCUAGUGCGAGUUCGGCAUAUUUGUCGAUGAGUCUGAGCAUUCUUCAGAACACUUUCCAGAAGUUCCGCGACUACAAUAUCGUGAAGGAAAUCGAUUACCAGUAUUCUCCGUGCGGUACGUACAUUUUCCUCUCGAAGUGUGGAGCUGACUACAAGAUUUUUUCGGAUCCGAGCGCUAUUAGCUCGGCAUUGCACAAGGAAGAUGAUUCUAACUCCAGUUUGACUGGCAACGCCAUCUUGCAACAUUUAAUGAGUGCAUACGUGGCUGCCGUCGCGCGCCGCUCGAAUUCCAUUCAGAUCAACGCCUCAAUGGACCAUUAUGAGCGUCUUGGAGUCUCUCGUAAUGCAACUGAGCGACAAAUCCGAAGCUCCUACAAGCGGCUAGCACUGAAGUGGCAUCCCGAUCGAUAUGCAACCAACUCCGCCAAUCCACAGGAACAAGCCUCUGCAGAGGAAAUUUUUAAGCUUUUGGCGGAAUCGUACGAGGUGCUAUCGGAUGCUGAAGCACGAAAAGCGUAUGAUGCGCACUUGAACGACUCGCCUAGUCUGAAAGACGAGUUUGUGCGCCAUGGCACGGUGAAUGGGAUGACUCUGGACGAAGCAAUCGCCACAUUCCGCGACGUAAUUGAUAACCUCUCUGGAGCGGUCUCAAAGGUGACAUCGCGCUUUUCCACUUCAAGCUCGACGGUGGUUAACCCUCUACGUACCCCCUCCUCUAUCCGAAGUGGCCUUAUUCCAAACAAUCACGACAAUAUAUUUGCGCCAGAUCGGAUUCGUGUGUCACGGACUGUGGGGAUUGGUGCAGACCAGCAUGAGCAAAUUAUGUAUCUAGAACCGGAAGAAAUCGUUGCCGGGGAUGUGGCAGCCCCUACGCAGGCAACAGGCAGUUCUGGGGCGAAUGUCGGAUUGCGAACUGUCUCCGUCGUGGGUGGAGCUGUCGCUGUUGGGGCAAGUGUGGCGCUAAUUGUGAAUGCAUGGUCACAAUACUCGGAGAUUUCGAAGAAGAGACGUCAGGCGGAAGUAGUGAGAGAUAUGCCCGCAGAUUGUUUAUUGUUGUUGCUGGAAGACCACCGCAACACACAGAACUCGGAUACAACACAACUGCUUCUUCAGCAAGCUGAUGAGCGAAAGAAGAGAAAAGAUGCAUCGGCGCUAGCCAUAACCGAUUCCAGCAAGACGGAUGAAAGCACCGCGAAGCAGCUUUUCGUGAAAGGAGCUCAGCAAGCACUCGUCACUCUGAAGCAACAGGAAGACGCAGCAGAAGAUGAACUCGUUGAAGAGUUCUUUGAUUGUGCCACUGAAUAUGAUCAUGCUGCGAUGGAGGCGAUGGCUGAGGAGGAGUUUUUCGACUGCAUCGAUCUCAUGGACGAGGUGACGUUGCACUUCAGUGAUGACGCAUUAGCAGAAGAAAAGCGCGCUGAGGAGGAGUCGAAAGCACAGAGCGCAAUUAUUCCUUUUCCUCCUGGAUCGAUUGCCAACACCCCGUUCGGUCUCGCGACUGUACAAGAUUGGAGAGAAGGCAAAUCGUCGGUUACUGUCCAAUUUGCCUGUUGUAAGUUCAUGGUUGGCUACAUUCAAAAAGCGGAUAUCUCGCGUGGUGCGUCCCUGGCCAAAGCUACGACAAGUGAGCUACUAGAGUCCAAGAGAGCAAAGCUUGCGGAUCGCGUUGUGACUCGCUAUCGUUUGAAUGCUGGUGAAGCGGGUAGUACGUUGAAAAGUCUGGUUGCUGCGAGUGGAGAUGGCGCUUUGGACAGCGGGAUCCGUGCCGCUGGUGGUGUAGCUUUGGCAAAUGGCAUGGCUAGGACAUCGUCAGCGUUAGGCGGUGCCGUUGCUGCUCCGCUCACGAUCGCCUCAAUUCUCGUCGACAUUGGAAAGGAGUAUUACGACUAUCGCAAGCGAUACACUGAUCGAAAGUCUCUCGGUGUGCUCUCAACGACUACUGAACAACUAAUGAUGCAUGAUUUCCGACUGAAAUCCGGUGAAGUUAUCGCUAGUCGUACUGCAGCGGCGGCAGGAGCAGGCAUUGGUGCGUACAGUGUGGCGUCAGCAAUGGGGAUGUGGAGUACAGCUGGACUUGCGGCCGGCCCAGUGGGCAUUGUGGCCGCCACCAGUGCAGCAGUUGUUGGAGGAAUGUUAGGCUUCUUCGCUGGAUCCAAGGCGUAUUCUGCAUCCACAGCGGGGUAUUUCACGAGUCAACAGAAUGCGAAGGAGCAUAUUGAUCGGCUUGAGCUUGGAGCUCGUAUUCUUUUCGACGAGUUUGAUCCGGACGCUACGGGAACUAUCUCGAAGGAAGACUGUAUUAAGCUGAUGAAGAAGCUUUAUGGCGCGAUGGGCUCUAUCUCUGAGACUGGAUAUGAAAGAACAAUGGCCGUGAUUCAAGACGAUAAUUUUGAGGGACCAGUGACGUGGGGCAUGUUCUGGGAGUGGGUAAGCACAGAAGCAGCUCAGGCGCUUCGUGAGCUAGAGCAUGAAGAGUCCAAGAAACUAUCAGAACCGGUGGCAGGUGAGACGUGGUGGAACAGCUACAUGAAGUAUUUCUCAUACUUGAACUCGAAGAAAGCUACGCCACUUCUUGCUGAACCGCAGGCUGUAAUGUAUCCGUCUGUCUUCGCAACGUUGGGUCUGGCUAUGACAUAUUCUGCAGUGUUGUCGGAGGUUGCAGAGUUACAAGCUGAUGAAGCUGAAGAAGAGAGCUUGGUGUUGAAGGCACAGGUCGAGUUUCUAGUGAACAAUGGCCAUCUGACCGUCGGUGAUGCCUUCCAACUCCGUGAACAGUUGGCGUCCGAUGACCCAGUGCUGAAGGAGUGUGCACGGAAGACUAUUGCUGCCAUGCACGAGGGUCUUUCGGAUGCUGGACCGAACCGGAACCUUGUGUGCGAUGGAUUCGGUUUUACUGGCGGCGACACAAUGGAAUUGUCGACUGAUGAACUAGAAGAGGAAAUGAUUACAACUUGGACAACGACCACUGUUUCUGGAAAAAUCGAAGACGAUGGGAAGAAGAAGAAACCCGAGACCGAUGAGCGGCUUGAUGUCAUGUGCUCGCUGAUGUCUACGCAGGGUCUGCAGCGUUUCUUGCAGCGGCAAAACAUCCUCGUUCGUACUGGAGAUGAUGCUCCAAUACGCCACGAGGACUUGCACUGCUUAGCACUAAUGGCAGCAACCCCGUCGCCACCGCCAAACUGAGCUUGUCCACAUUGCGUUGAGAACGCUGUGCUAUUAUAAUUGAACAUCAACAAUAUAUGAAUGAAAAAGAUACAGUUUGUCAAUGUCGUCUACGUGUCAUUGGUGAGACUUGAUCCUGCUUCAAUGCACGGAACUGUCAUAACACCAGCGCCAUCAGC